UCAGUGAAACAGCGAAACAAUUCAGAGCUGGAACCCACUCAAGAGAGCGGGAGAGAGAGAGGAAAAAAGAAAAAAAAAACAAAAAACCUCGACCAGCCAACCCAGUCCUGAGCCUUGUUAGCCCAUCAAAGAGUCUAUGAAAAACCUUUCCUCCCUCCCUCAUGCACUCAUUCGCAGCACUGCCCAGAUCAGCUCUGUCCUUUUGCCUCUCUCCUCCUACAAAGGUAGACCUCUCCAGGCUGCCCGAAGCUCUCAGGAACGGGCGUCACUGACUGCUGCAGUUCCCUGGAGUAGACUAUCCCACCAGCAAAUCAAACUCUGCUUCUUGCAAACCUCAGAGACCCCUUCCUCUCCCCAAGAUUCCCCAUGCGAGUCUAAAGAGGCUGCUUCUACAAACAAGUGCUGAAGCCUUUCCUGGACAGACAGACUGCCCUCAAACCUUGUACCAGCGUCAAGCUACGCCUCUUCAGAUGUGCAGCUGUGAUGGCAAAGCGUUUUGGGAAGCUAUGAGAGAGCAGAGCCGGUGAUGGCAUUGGGUUGAAAGCCACCCAGAAAGGAGAAGCCUUGCUAAUGUGUGCGCAGAAUGCCUUCCUCCUCGGAGAGGAGCUCAGCACCUAAUUGGCAGAAAGCCUAGCAGCGAAGCCAGGAUGCUCUCAGAAGCUGUCUCAUUGCUGCUGCUUGUAGCUGGGAUCCACUCAGUGUCUGGAGGAGGAGCAGCAGGCUACGCUCAAGUGAAAUACAUGCAACCCAUGGUGAAAGGGCCUGUGGGACCCCCGUUCCGGGAAGGCAAGGGACAAUAUCUAGACAUGCUGCCAGCCCUGCCCAUGGAUCUCAAAGGGGAGCCCGGACCACCAGGGAAGCCAGGCCCGCGAGGCCCUCCAGGACCACCAGGAUACCCAGGAAAACCAGGCACUGGGAAACCAGGAAUGCACGGCCAGCCAGGCCCUGCAGGGCCCCCUGGGUUUUCUGGUAUUGGGAAACCAGGCAUCCCAGGGCUCCCAGGAAAGGCGGGCAUGAAAGGGAUGCCUGGCUUGAAAGGUGAACCUGGCAUGCGGGGAGAGCAAGGGCCACGGGGGCUGCCAGGGCCACCAGGUCUGCCUGGACCAGCGGGCAUCUCAGUCAAUGGUAAACCAGGCCUACAAGGGGCUCCAGGGCAACCCGGCUUUAGGGGUGAACCCGGACCGAAAGGGGAGCCGGGCCUUCGUGGGGAACGUGGUAUGAAAGGAGAAAAUGGAGUUGGGAAGCCAGGGUUGCCAGGGCCCAGGGGGAACGGCGGGCCACCUGGUCCUUCUGGCCCACCAGGCCCUGUGGGCAAUGGAAAACCAGGGCUUGAUGGCUUGCCAGGUGCUCCCGGGGGAAAGGGUGACAUGGGCCCACCCGGUCCACCUGGGAUCAAUGGGGAACCGGGGCUAAUUGGGCCACGGGGCCUGCCAGGUGUGGACGGAAUAGGCAUCCCAGGGGUUGCUGGCAUCCCAGGGCUGCAAGGCCCCUUGGGGCCAAAGGGAGAACCCGGCAUCCGCGGCCUUCCUGGUUUACCAGGAGCUACAGGCUAUGGGAAACCAGGGCUGCCCGGCUUAAAAGGAGACCGCGGGCAGCCCGGGGUCCCAGGUGUGAUUGGUGACAAAGGGGAGCCAGGCAUAGAUGGGGAGCCAGGAGACAUGGGGCCACCAGGCAUCAUAGGACCCCCAGGGCCCCCAGGUUCCAUGGGUUUGCCAGGUAAGCAUGGGCUCAUGGGCCCUAAAGGUGACGCCGGGCCCCCAGGGGUCCCAGGAAUGCCAGGGAUACGCGGAGACCAAGGACCAAAUGGUUUUGCAGGGAAACCAGGGGUACCAGGAGAGAGAGGCUUGCCAGGUUCACAUGGGCCACCUGGCCCAAUGGGCCCCAAAGGGGAACCAGGGUUCAUAGGGCUCCCUGGGGUGCCUGGGUUAACAGGGGGCCCUGGCCCUAAGGGGGAGGGUGGGAUUCCAGGGCAGCCGGGCCUGAGGGGCCCAUCUGGUAUUCCAGGUCUACAGGGCCCUGCAGGGCCAAUGGGGCCUCAGGGCUUACCAGGGCUGAAAGGGGAACCAGGUCACCCGGGCCCUCCGGGGGAGGGGAAAGUGGGCGGGCCGGGUAUUGCAGGGCCCGUUGGCCCACCUGGAAUGCCAGGAAACCCCGGAUUACACGGGCCUCCUGGGCCUCCCGGGCCCCCUGGCCCCCCCGGGGCACCAGGGGUGUUUGACGAGACGGGCAUUGCUGGGCUCCAUUUGCCAGACGGUGGCGUGGAAGGUGCCGUGCUGGGGAACGGCAAGCCAGGGAAGCCACAGUAUGGCCGAGGAGAGCUCUCUGCCCGAAUAGCGCCAGCAUUCACGGCCAUCCUGACCUCGCCGUUCCCGGCAUCCGGCAUGCCAGUCAAAUUUGACAGGACUUUGUAUAACGGGCACAACGGCUACAAUGCAGCUACUGGGAUAUUUACCUGUCCCAUCUCCGGCAUCUAUUACUUUGCCUACCACGUGCAUGUCAAAGGGACUAAUGUCUGGGUGGCGCUGUACAAGAACAACGUACCUGCUACAUACACCUACGAUGAGUACAAAAAAGGCUACCUGGACCAAGCCUCGGGCAGCGCCGUGCUUGAACUCAAAGAGAACGACCAAGUCUGGGUGCAAAUGCCUUCGGACCAAGCCAACGGGUUGUACUCCACAGAAUACAUCCACUCCUCCUUCUCUGGGUUCCUGCUUUGCCCCACAUAACGGCUAUUGGGUGCAUUUCCUUUAUACCCACUUUAGCCAUAAACUGUCUUAAUUUUUUUAUUAAAAAAAAAAGAAAAACAAAAUAAAAUAAAAUUAAUGCAAAAAAGAAAAAUCACUGGGAAGAACGUGCCCGUCGUUGGCGCGGGACCUUGCUUCACGCUGUUUGAUCAAUGAGUCAAGAGGAUAAUCAGAAAGAUGUUUUCUUGCUUUUUUUCUGUUUUUUUGGGGGAGGGUAACGGCAAAGUGGAAUAAACUUUACCCUAGCGACUGCACAUCAAACUAGCAUGGGAUGGCAAGGACCUAGGCAUGCAACGCGAUUGUUCUGUAAUCCAGAGUAGGUAAACUGAAGGAACUAGAGCCUUUUUUUUUUUUUUGGUUUAUAACUUUUUCCCCAUUUUGAAUUAAAUAAAAACAGCGAUUUUAACUGUUAGUGUACACUUUAGCCAGCAAAAAGGUCCUAUGCAUUCAACCCAAAUCUAUGUAGAAGCAGUGCCAUGAUGGAUUGAAAUAUCUUCCUCCUAAUGCAUCACUGGCCCAAGUUUCAGUCUCAUUCAUACUUUUCUUUUUUAUUUUUAAGAUUGUGCUUUGAGGCAGUCUCUCUGAUUUAAUCAGGAGUCAGUGCGGGUUGAUUUUUAGUCAUCAAAUGUGUAACACAUUGCAUAAGCACCUUUAUAUAAUAAGUAAAUAAUUAUUAUUUAAAAA
Molecule: messenger RNA, 3428 nt
Organism: Gavialis gangeticus (Gharial)
Lineage: Eukaryota; Metazoa; Chordata; Crocodylia; Gavialidae
Gene: COL8A2
Product: collagen type VIII alpha 2 chain
Exons: 5
Coding region: 648-2726 (692 amino acids)
Molecular function (GO): protein binding
Source: RefSeq, a predicted model, not a curated record